AUCACGUGCUCUAGAGCGGAACACGCCAAUCAGCGUUCAGUUGUGUUGCUGCGGCUGAGUUUAUCGACCCCGGGAGGUCCUAGAGUUUCCCAACAUGAGUAGCUCAGAGGAGGUAUCGUGGAUUUCUUGGUUUUGUGGUCUACGGGGAAACGAAUUCUUUUGUGAGGUAGAUGAGGACUACAUUCAGGACAAGUUUAAUCUUACGGGGCUCAAUGAGCAAGUUCCCCAUUACAGACAAGCCCUGGACAUGAUCCUGGAUCUUGAACCCGAUGAGGAGUUGGAGGACAACCCCAAUCAGAGUGACCUGAUUGAGCAGGCUGCUGAAAUGCUCUAUGGACUGAUACAUGCGCGGUAUAUCCUCACUAACCGCGGUAUUGCCCAGAUGCUGGAGAAGUAUCAGCAGGGUGACUUUGGCUAUUGCCCACGUGUUUACUGUGAGAAUCAGCCAAUGCUGCCAAUUGGGCUCUCUGACAUACCUGGAGAAGCCAUGGUGAAGCUCUACUGCCCUAAGUGUAUGGAUGUGUACACACCGAAGUCGUCCAGGCACCAUCACUCUGAUGGAGCCUAUUUUGGUACUGGCUUCCCCCACAUGCUCUUCAUGGUGCAUCCUGAGUACCGGCCAAAGAGGCCUGCCAACCAAUUUGUGCCCAGGCUCUAUGGAUUCAAGAUCCACCCAAUGGCUUACCAGCUACAGCUGCAGGCAGCCUCCAGCUUCAAGAGUCCAGUCAAAGCGAUCCGCUAAUAACCUGAAGGGGUGGGGGGGUUGUGUGUGUCUGUGUACAUGGUCCCACUCUUCUCCUACAUUUUUGUUCUAGAUUUAACCAAGACAAACGUCUAAAUAUGGGGAGAGUGAGACUACAAAACAGACUUUGGGGAGAAACAAAAACCUUACCUCUGAAACACUGUACAGAAAAUGGGGUGUUCAAUGUAAAACAAUUUCAGUUCUUAACCUGCAAAUAGAAAGUUAUAAUUAAGAUACAUGAAUUUUGCUCACUCUCUGGUUAUGUUUAUUUUAGGUUGCAUAAUGUUACCAUUCUUGUCAUAACUGUGUGGUUGCCACAGAUGUUUCAAAUUUGUUUCGUUAUUCAAUCUCCUCCUCGAUUAGGCCUGAUCAUUGGCUUUCUUGGAAACAGCUGUGGCAAGUUAAAUUUGUUUUAAGCUCUAAAUAAUAAUAUGGGGAUUGUCUAUGUUGACAGAUUUGUAAGUUUUCAGUGCAUGUAUUAGUAGAAAUUACCAGAAAUGGAGACACAAGUACAAUCAGGAAACUCUUUAUCAGAUAUGAAGUGUUUUGUUUUAUCUAGUACUGCACUCCACUUUAGAACAACGGCAACCUCCAGUGUCAAGAUGGCUUAUGAUUUUACAAAAUUGACCACAGAACCAUGAUUAUGACUUUUUUUAUGUUUGGAAUGGGCCCAGGUUUUUCUUCCCUUGUGUAAAGCAUUUCUUGUGUUUAUAGAGGCAUACGAGUAGAAUAUAAAAAUCAAUUUGAAUGCAUUGGGUGUUGUGUGUGUGUGUGUGUGUGUGUGUGUGAUUUUAUUUUUUUUAUUUUUUGUUUGGUCCUUAAUUUUUUUUUUUCCUUUACAGCUGUAGAGGAACCAGGGUUCAGAAUUCAAAAUAAAUGUCUUUUCCUAUA
Molecule: messenger RNA, 1633 nt
Organism: Myxocyprinus asiaticus (Chinese sucker)
Lineage: Eukaryota; Metazoa; Chordata; Actinopteri; Cypriniformes; Catostomidae
Product: casein kinase II subunit beta-like
Exons: 7
Coding region: 95-742 (215 amino acids)
Cellular component (GO): protein kinase CK2 complex; cytoplasm
Molecular function (GO): protein kinase regulator activity
Source: RefSeq, a predicted model, not a curated record